UUGACGUUUGAUAGUUAUUUGUUGAUCGCACAAAAAGGGUUAAAUAUUGCUUGGUAGUGAGAUAAUCCUUUGUUAAUUGUGAUAAAAAUAGAAAGCAAUGGAACUUCCUAAUUUAUUGAUAGAUCAUGACUACUGUCAGAUCGAGAAAAAGAAGAAACGUUCUGCGAUCCAAGAAAAUGAGGUGGCCCAGUUGUUCGUCAUGAAUGCAUGCGAGUUUUUCAAAAACAAAUUCCCAGAUCUCAGUAUAAUAGACACUGUUGCUGAAUGCCUCAAAUUAGAUCCGAGACUAGUACGAAAGUAUAGAUAUGGCCCUAAGAAGAAAAUCAUCAAGCUAUUGAAGAGUGGAAAGAAAGCACCCAGUCAGGAACCAAAAGCCAAACUGGUUACUUUGGCACCUAUUGAAACUGAAAAUAUAAUAAUCAAGACUGAUAGUUCAUCUGAAGGAGAUGUCAAUAUGCUUAGAGGUAGGAGGUAUUGCUCCGUAGCAGGCUGUAAUACAUACAAAUCGAGAGAAUCUACUUUACAUAUGUUUCCGAAACAAGAGAAGCUCCGAGAAAAAUGGAGAAAGGCUCUGAGAACGCAAAUUCACAUUACGAAGUAUAUGGGGGUGUGCAGCAAACAUUUUACCAAAAGGGAUUUCGUCAUUGAAAAUCCAGAAACGAAAGUCAGACGUCUCCGGCGUAGUGCCAUUCCUUCGCAGAACCUCCCCAGACAACCUAGGAAGCUAUUUUUAUUGGAUCACGAUGGAGGUACAUCCAACACCGACGAGUUUACAAUUCCCAUCAAGGCAGAGUUGAAGGAAGAAUCCAUGGGGGAACACUGGGAUGGCAGUCAUUUCUUGGGUUUUUGAAUCCCUGAAUUUGUGAUCUUGAAAUAGUGAGAGAAGCGGAUUGUUUUGGCUCAUUUGAGCUCCAGGACAUUUGAAAAUAGCAUAGCUGAAUUGAAAUGUACCUAUAUCAGAGUGUCCUAUAUUAAUGUUCUGAAUGCUGUACACACAAUUCAAUACUUUUGUUGUCUACUAUAGAGUUUUUUUUCCUGUACGUGAAAAUGGAAAUUUUAUGAGAUUUUUCUUGAUGAA
Messenger RNA from Leptinotarsa decemlineata (Colorado potato beetle), 1078 nucleotides. RefSeq lists its product as uncharacterized. The record is from RefSeq and is a predicted model, not a curated record. Gene Ontology annotation, molecular function: sequence-specific DNA binding. NCBI's taxonomy places the organism in Eukaryota, Metazoa, Arthropoda, Insecta, Coleoptera, Chrysomelidae.